Pseudoliparis swirei is the source of this 9543-nucleotide messenger RNA. It is a transcript of the gene cep192, whose product is annotated as centrosomal protein 192. Gene Ontology annotation, molecular function: protein kinase binding. The transcript has 52 exons. The record is from RefSeq and is a predicted model, not a curated record. Gene Ontology annotation, cellular component: centriole; pericentriolar material; cytoplasm. Gene Ontology annotation, biological process: protein localization to centrosome; centrosome duplication; centrosome-templated microtubule nucleation. Bases 478 to 8604 code for a protein of 2708 amino acids. NCBI's taxonomy places the organism in Eukaryota, Metazoa, Chordata, Actinopteri, Perciformes, Liparidae.
GCUGCAGUCUAAAAAUAAGCUUGUGAGUAAAAUCCCUCCAUGGACGCAGCGUUGAGCCGCUGCCCAAACGGUCCGAAGUGUCUCAAAGUCCGGCGGAGUGACGUGGAUACCAGCCUGUCAGGACAGACAAUGGCCUCCUCCCUCUUUGUUGUUGGCCAAUCAGAGCGGGUUAAAUUGAUUUAAGCCCCGCCCACCUGACAUGGACGCUCGCGCGCGCUUCCUGUGGCUUCUGAGCGCCGCUCGUGUUCCCCGAGCCGUUGGUCGCGCCUCUCAGCAAGAAAAGAGUCAAAGUAACUGGACUAUUUGGGGAAAGUUUCUUUUUAAGAACUUAACGAAGGCGUCCGCCCCGGUUCGGAGAGACGGAACUUAGAUUGGACCGCAACCUGGACUCUCGGUGGUCUCCCGGAGGGUCGCGACUCCUCUGGACCUGCUCGUCACCGAUGGUCUCCACCUGAAAGCUCCAGAACCCCGGGAACCAUGGCGGAAAGUUUCUACAAGCUGGAGGAUGAAGCCUUCCCCAGUUUCCUCUGCCGGUCCCUGGACAGCACCGGGGGCCGCGCCACGCUGGGGGACGUGACGCUGGGCUCGGGCCCCGGACUCCCGGUGGCCGCGUCGACGGUGGCUAAAAUUAAACCCGGGGCUGACAACAGAGGAGAUCCCGUCGAGGCUUCAUAUCUGGAGGCCGACUCCCAGUCCUCUGCUGGAGAACAGCCCAAGUUUGCCCUCAACUUCAAAGAUGACUUGGACAACGUGGACGACUUCAUCGCGGCCCACCGCCUCUCAGACAUGCUGGUGAAGAUUCAUUUGGAUGAAAGCGCAUCCCAAAACCGGGUCGCCUUGCCGACCACGCAGACGGGCUCGGUCCUCGGCCGGCCCGCAGAACUCGAGACGGAUCUGUCAACUGGGCUUCUGACGUUUGCUCAUUUGGGACAUAAAGAUUGCUCAGAGGCAAAGGUGCCCGCGACUCCGUUUCAUUUCCCCGGGCGGUUCACGCCGGCUCGGCCGUCCCCGGGGCCGGCCGAGGAGGACGAGCAGAGCGAGGGAGGAGACAGCGACCAUUUCAGCGGCAGCAACUCCAGCUUCCUGGUGAACGAGAAGCUCAUGUGUGUGGACAGCAUGAGCAGCGACACCACAGAUGACGACUUUGACGCCAACGACUUGCCCGACGAUGAGCUGGAGCAGUAUUUCAUUGAUCUGGUGCCGCCUGCCAUGCAGAGGGGCCGAGUGGAAGGCCAAGAGAUCCCUGCCACAGGACUGGCCCAUGUGACCGACAACCUAUCAAACCCAAGUUCUACAGAACCGGACCAGUAUCGACAUCAGUUCCUGGAUGAGUACGAUCAGGAGGACUUCCAGAUGCCCGACGUGCGUCUGGCCGCUACGGGAAUGGACUCAUGUCCCGCCAGCGACGAGGACACCGAGGAGGAGCUGGAGUCGGCCAGAAGUGACGGCGGCGGCACCCGGACACGGCUGCUGCCCAGCACCUCCAGACAACUGGUCGGAGAGAGUAACCGCCCCAGCUUCAGGCCGGGUUUAGAGGGCGGCAGCUCUGACGACGAGGCCUCCAGCGGCCGCGGCGGUCCGUCGCUGUCCGGCAUCGAACACAGACGAUCUGCCGAGGGACAAGUCAUCAACCCUCCGGUCACGGGCGACGGAGGUGGCGGCGACGGGAGCAGCGGCAGCGAGGAGAGCGGGAACGACGGAGGCGUGGCCACCAUCCCUCUGACCGGCGGCCAGACCGCCUACGACGUCCUGCGCGGCGUCGUGGGGAGCAGCGAGGGCGAGCGCGGAGAGCCCGAUCUACCGGGACACGGGAGGAGCGGCCUCUCCAGACACGCUGAGAUGGGAGACCGUGUGGGGCCUGUCGGGAUCGGGGAGGCCAGCUCUUCUUUUGGGGCCUCCAGGGGAACUCAGAGGCUCUCUCCCGUCAACUGGAGCAUGGUGCCGGACCGGCAGGAGGCUCUGGACGCCAUGGAGAGCACAGCUGGACUCAGGAGGCCUCCGGACUCUGCACAUCUAACUUUCACCCACGUCCAAGGCACCCGGGGGAGCUUCCACCUCCCCCAGGGGCUGCUGCCAGACUACGAUGACGAUGAUGAUGAUGGAGAUGGACUAGAUGAGCCUGAUGGUUCCCAGCAUUCCUUGGGCCGAAGGGGCGGGCCUUGUGGUGACGUGACUGCAGCGGAGGCCUCGGACAGCGCCAGUGAGGACGGCAACAAUCCCUUUUCCACCUCACUUGAGCCCAAGUAUUUCUCCCAGAGCUUCCACCAGGACCAGGAGAAUUCAGACGACGCCUGGAACCACGGCCCGGACCACCUGGAGACAGAGUUGGAACAAGGAGCCAGCGCCGCCCACGGCGUGGUGUACCAGGACGAAGACGGGCAGUGGGUGACCGACCUGGCGUACUACUCCUCCUUUGAGAAAGAGGUCGAUGGGAAGACGCCGGAGGAUGUUUCCCAUUUUCAGAACGAGGACUUUGUUCCCGCCGGUGACGCUUUGGAAAAGCUGGCCCAGGAUGAAGAGGAAUUCGAGAAGGAGCACCAAUUCAUGCAGGAGGAGCAGAUUGAACCAGCCAGCAGCAACGGCACCUUCCACAGCGACUCCUCCUGGAAGGCGCCCACCAACAGCCACAUCCUGAUGAGGGCGUCCCAGGUCGCCGCCGAGUUCAACCAAGGCGACCACAGCUACAUGCGGCUGACGCUCGGACAGUUCUUUGAGCAGCGCUCCGAAGCCCUGGGCUGCCUGGGCAGCUCGGACGACGUGGACUGGGUGAAACGGCCCUCCUUCGGCUACGUCAUCACGUCUCCAGAGAAGAGGGAACCGUUUCCUCUGAUUCACCCCUCGGAGUUCUCCGCCAGUCAGAAUUCUCCUCGCAGUGACACCGUGGACCAAACCCUCAACACAGAGGACCUGGACAAAACUCUGGAGGCACCAGGCGAAAGGAUGCCACCCAAAGGUGUCCCCGAUCCAGAGCUACGUGAACAGGAGGACCACAGCGAUGGCGCCGCACCACCCGACCACAGUGAGGCCUCCGGUUCGAGCCCGGGUGACCAGAGCUCCGCCUCCCUCAAAAAUAGCAGCAGCCACCUGAUGCUCAGCAUCAGCACGAUCGCUUCGGCCAUUGCCGACGCGUCCGUCAGCACCGACCCGUCGCAGCUGGCCGCCAUGAUCGUGGAGCUGAGCAAGAGAAGCAGGGCGAGGAAUCGACCCGUCGGACCUGCCAUCAACUGCGCAGGAGGACGACACUCUGCUGAACAUAUCGCCGCCGAACGCAGCGUCGUGCUGGACGCGCUGCAGAGGAGCGCCGGAGAGCUGAGCGCCUUCGACAUGGAGAAAUACCUGAAGGCGGCCGACGCGUCGGGCAGCUGCGACGCCUCCGUGGCGCACGCGACCUUUGACCUGACCGGCUGGGCCCACAACCUCAGCAGCUCUCACAGGAACCCCGAGGCAGGACGUCCCGAGCAGCAGGGCAGCGCGGGCCAGCGAGUGGAUGGCGAGACUCGACAGAAGCCCACGAGAGCAGAAACCCAGGAUGAAGACAGAGGAGGAGGAGGAGGAGGAGCCAGCGCCUCAUUAGCGGGGGGUCCCUCAAAGAGAAGCUCUAUUCCUCGCCCUCGUGCGUCUUUCAGCUCGGCCCGACGGUCGAUGGGCUCGGGGCAGGCCUCGGCCCCGCCUCCUGCAGACAACGACAGGCCCCUCGCAGGAAGUGGUGGCGAGCCAGAACCGAACCCUCAAGCGACCGGCAACACUACGUCACAACAAAGCGAUCCAAGCUCUGCCGGCUCGCCAGUGACCCCGCCGGGCCCAAGGAAGGGUCAGGCGAGCCCGCCUUGUUCUAAAGGUCCCUCUUCUCCGCCACAGAGGAUGAGGAGCGCAGGGCAGCAGGACAGACGGAGUCGUUCUCCAGAGAAGAAACCACCGUCGGCACCCAGCAGCGUCACGGGGGCUCCGACACACGCCGGCUUCUCCUGCCAGAACACUCGGCCUCCACCGGACGCGACGUCUGAGCUUCCGAAGGGUUUCUCUGAGCCCGCUGUGGAGGAGACUCCGUGUAACUUCCGACCGUCCACCUCGCCGCUCACUCACUCCUCUCCGAGCCAGACCUCCAUUCCCUGUGCCGACAGCGCGGCGUCGCCGCCGGCAACCAACCGCCCAGGUGUGGACCUCUCUCCUCAGUCCACCUGCUCCAGCCCGGGUCUCAGCCGGCUCACGUACAUCUCCAUGAACGACGGCACCGUCGUCCCCACACCCGACGGGCACACGGUGCAGAAUAACUGCUCCAUGGCGCUGAGCACCACCAUCAUCCGGUUCAGUCCCACUCCGCCCGUGGACCCCGAGGCGCCGCGUGACCUCGAUCCUUUCGGCCGGCCCAACGGCCUGGACCCGGCGCAACCGCGCCACUCCAAGAGUCUGGACCGGCUGUCGGCGCCGCGGAGCAAAAGCCCGGAGCCCCCCCCCUCGCGCAGCGCCUCCGGCCUGAGCUGCACGCGCAGCCAGAGCGAAUGCAACUACCACGGGGGCCACAAGCAGCUCCCCGAGUCCAACGGCCGACAGCUCACCAAAGUGGACUCUGGCUACUGCAACAACGUGAACAUCCAGCAGGGCGGCGGCGCGGCGCCCCAGAGCUCGCAGCCGUGGGGAGCCACGAGCUCGGCGUACGCCGGCGGGCUCGGCAUGCCUCCGCCCUACUCGUCAGAGGGACGCCACUACGCGCCCGGCCCCGGCUUUAAGCUCGACCUCCCCCACCAGGCCGACAUGCAGUCGCUCCUCGCCGGGCGCUCGCUCUUCAACGCCCAGCUGACUCAGCAGUAUUUGGGUCACGAGGCCCGGCUGCAUCCCGGCGGCUACCACGUGGGAGCGGCGGGAAGCGGCCUCUUCAGCGUGUCCUCCGCAGGCGUAUCCAACAGUGAUCUCACAGUGAGACACGUCCAUCCCACAUCGGGUAACUUUGGGAUUUGUGGGUCUGCUGGGUCCUAUCAUCUCCCCAGACCCCAUCAGGGCCAGCAGGACCUGGGACUGAUGGGGAAACCCUACUGUCAGUACGGUGCGGCGCCACUGGGGGCAGGUGGUCUUGAGGAGCUGAGAGGCCAAGUGGUGGUGCCAGAGGAGCUGCGGUUCCCCCACGCCUGCUGCAUCGGCAUCGCCUCCCAGACCUCCCUCAGCCUCUUCAACCCCUCCGAGAGGUGGCAGCAGGUGUCCAUCGCCGUCACCAGCCUGGCCAUCGAUGGAGAGAAGGUGGACAGCUUGCCGUACCAGUGGCUCAUCGUGAAGAACAAGACCAUCAUCGCCCCCAAGAGCACGGAGGAGCAGAAGGUGCUGUUCAUCCCUCCCCAGGCCGGCGUGUACCAGUGCGUCCUCAGCGUUUGCUCCUGGCCCGCGUCGGCGGAGACGGAGGUCGCCGCCCGGGCCGACGUCUUCGCCAAAAGGGCGGUGCUGUUUGCCAUAGCGGAGAAUCCCACAAUAGAGGUUGACGUGAGCAGUUCUGGCUGUCUGGAUUUUGGAGACCUCCCUGGAGGCAGCGCCACAUCCCUUCCUCUGAAGCUGCUCAACAGGACUCGGGCCACCGUGCCCAUCCGGCUGGUCAUCAGCGCCAACGCGACGGCGUGGCGAUGCUUCACCUUUUCCACGCACCCCGUUUCCGUCACGUUGGAGGCGGCGCAGCAGGCGGCGCACGGGGCGCCGGUGCCCUCGUCCUCGGUGAUGAACCACGUGAUGCACGCCAGCUACGCAGAGAACCCACAGAGCUUCAUGGUCUGGGUUCACUUCCGGCCCCCUCAGAAGUACACGGUGCCUUCAGGAGAACUCGGGCCGGCCGACGAGUACAGCGCUCGGGUGGACAUCGAAGUGGACUCUCCCGGUCCUUGUCACGUGAUCAGGAGUAUUCCCCUCAGGGCCCGGUCGGGAACGGCGAGGGUCCACGCCCCGAAAGACCUCCAGACCGUCAGUCUGUCUGCGCCGGCCGGUAAAUCCAGCCAACAGAUGCUGCCAUUAAAGAACGCAGGAAACAUCGACGUGCAGCUGAAGCUCAAGGGCAGCGACGCUGAGGACUGUUUCUCCGUGGCGCCCGAUGAGCUGUCUCUGAGGAUGGGAGAGGAGAAAAGCAUCGCCGUGUCCUUCAAAGCACAAGGAAGCAGGAAAUGUCGAGAAAGCCUGCUCACCAUCUUGGUGCUGCCGUCGGGUCCUCAGUACGAGGUAACCCUGAGAGGACAAGUUGUCCCAGAGGACUCUGGGAAACCCACCGUCAUCCCCACUGCGGUCGUCUUUGGUGCCGGCGUUGCCAACGACGUUCCGCCAAUUCUCUCCAACAAGCAGUUCGUAGCCUGGGGAGGGGUUACUCUGGGCCGAGCUGUCCAGCAGAAGCUGGUUCUGAGGAACAACUCCACCAACGCCACCCAGCAGCUGCGGUUGCUUAUUCGGGGUCAAGACCAGGACUGUUUUCAGCUCCAGAGCAUGUUCAGUCUGGAGGAGCGUCUGACCCGACACGGCGAGCUGUCCAUCCGGCCCAAAGAGGACGUGGCGGUCCACCUGCUCUUCGCUCCCACCCGGGUGGCGUGCAUGUUGGCCAAGCUGGAGAUAAAGCAGUCUGGAGGCCGGCCCUCUCAGCCCGGGGUCAAAUUCACUAUUCCUCUGUCGGGCUACGGCGGGACGAGCAACAUCAUCCUGGAGGACCAGAGGAAGCAGGCGGACGGAUACGUGGCGACGCUGAGCGACGUCGCCGUCGGCCGCGUCAGCAAAGUGUGCCUGUGCGUGAGGAACACCGGCUCCAGGGCCGCGUUCAUCAAAGCCGUGACCUUCUCCGACGUGCAGAGCCGGGCGGUCAUGGAGCCCUCCGUCAUCAGCCUGGCGCCCUCGCAGUUUGUCCUGAAGGAGAGGACACAAGAGGUGAUCACUGUGCUCGUGAAGUCCACCCAGAGAGAGCGGGCCCUGUGUCAGUCGGCCAAUCCGCUGCUGGCGACCGUCUGCCUGUUCUGUGGAGACGAGGUCUCCAGGCAACAGUACCGGAGAUUGCUUCAGAGCAAACCGGAGUCGGUGCGUAAAGCUCUGUCUGAGAACAGCCUGCUGAGGCACGUCAACUUCAACGAGACGUUCCUGGGAGAGGAGCACGUCACGGAGACCUACGACCUUCCCCAGCGGCCCAACGAGGCGCACAUCUUCUACGGGAACAUGAACAAGGUCGUGGUGUCGUUGUUGGGAAGCGCCAAGAGCGGAGACGGUGAGCGGAGCGACCACGCGGAGCUGCUGCUGCCUCCCUCCUCCUCCGCCUCCUCCAACGGCGGCUCGGCGAACGUCAACGUGUCUCUGGACGUGCUGCCGGUGAAAGGCCCCCAGGGUCCGGCUCUCAGAGUGGCGGAGCCCCCCUUAAAGGCUUCAGAGUCCUGGACCCUCCGCCCGGAGCAGCUGGUGCUCGCAGCCCCCACCAUCAACGGCACGGCCUCCACCAGUCAGGUUCAGAUCCGGAACCACGCGUCCAGAGAGCUGAGCUUUGACCUGUCGUGGCCCGCCCACUGCCUCACCAUCACCCCGCAGCACGGCGUCAUCGAGCCCCAGUGCCAGCUGCAGAUCUUGAUCAGCCCCAACCCGUCACUAGCAACGAAAUCCACCCCGCUGCCGUGGAGCGGGCAGAUUUACGUCCAGUGUGACGGCCAGCAGAAGUUCAUUAAGGUCCAGAUCCGUAGGGACCUGGCUCUGGAUGUGUCGGCCACCCCAGCAGACGCCACCCUGUCGGCGCUGCCUCCCCAGGCUGCCACCCCGGUGCCGCCCGUGGCCAGGCUCGCCGCCCGGCUCUCGCUGCCUCCGCAGACCCCUCAGGCGCCUCACGCCCCGGUGGAGAUCAGCUCCAAGACCAUCAAGUUCCCCACCACCACCUCAGGGGACACGUCAGAGGCCCAGCUGGGGGUGCAGAACGGGGACGGUGAAGUGAGGUGGUACCUGUCAUCAUUUGCUCCUCCAUACGUCAAGGGCGUGGACCACACCGGAGACGUCUACCGGGCCACCUACACGGCCUUCAGGUGCUCCGGGGUCUCAGGCACCCUGGGGGCCUACGAGAAGAUGCAGGUGCCGAUCACGUUCCUGCCCCGGGACCGAGGGGACUACGCCCAGUUUUGGGACCUGGAGUGCCACCCUGUGUCUGAGCCCCAGCAGAAGACCAGAAUCCGGUUCCAGCUCUGCGGCACCGGAGUGAAGUCUGGACCAGUGGAAGGACCGCAGGAAGGAGACUGCUCUCUGGUGAAGACCGAGGCCACGGUCAAGACCAGGAAGAGAGUCGACGCCUCGGCGGGAAAGACCAGUCAGGAGGAAGUUGCGCGGCGGGGCGUGUACGCGCCUCAGGAGCUCUACACCUUCCCGGCCACGCGGACGGGCGAAGCCAGAACCCUGAAGGUCAACAUCCGCAACAACUCGGCCGACACGCACGAGCUGAAAUUUGUAAACCCCACGGAGCCGUUCCACAUCAAGCAUUCCAAAUAUUCCCUCAGGUCGCAGCACUACCUGAAGCUCCCCGUCCAGUUCAAGCCCACGACGGCAGGCCGCCACGCCGGCUCGCUGCUCGUCCAGUCGGAAACGAGUGGAAGUCUCGUUAUCCAGCUGACCGCUGAGGCGACGGCUUGAGUCUGACCGCCUGAGACUCCGCCUGAGACUCCGCCUCCUCACGGUGAGGACUCGAGGCUCCACUGGAAGAAAACUAAAAAUAAACGAUCGCUUCCCGUUUUCGCGCCCGAAGCUGAACCGGUUUGUUCUGACCGGAAAUCAUUUAGUUCUGUGAAGCGUCACUUUGCUCGUUCCCCGAGUCACGGAACGAGGCGGCGGCGGCGCCGGCCGGGAUGCGUCUCUUUGAGUCGGCCUCUGGCUCCGGGCCUCGACCUCGACUGAGUCAUUUGAACACGACCACAUGAGAUUUAAAAGACUUUAAAAUCAGAAGCUCUUGAGGAUCCGUCUUCGCUUCCCAACGCGUCCCGACACAUUCGGCACCGGCGCGGUUUCCUCGUCUCGGCGCGGCGGCGGCCUUUUGUCGGCGGCGCCGUGCGUCGGCUUCUCGGCAACCUCCCAGGCGGUCCAGAUGUACUCUGUUCAGCCGGGUCGGCGCCAUCAGGAUGGUUAAUGAUUGUGAUUACCAGCUGAACGAGUCUCCCUCAGCUCGCCGCCUCGGUGUGGUUGCCAUGGCGAACACGCCGUUAAUCACCCCUCCAGUCACAGGAAAUUACCUCCCUGCAUCCUCUUUUGGCUCUGGGGCAAAUGGACAAAAUUGCUUCGGGGGAGGGGCGCGGGUGAGGGGGGGGGGUGGUAUUGGAUUCACAACCAUAAUCAGUUUUGUAACUGUAAUAUCACGGGGAACACGCGUGUGGAGGGAGCAGCGGCGUCCUCCUCGCAGAGCCCUCCUGAUUGAGACACACACUUUGCACAUGCUUUAAAUGGCAUAUAAUGUAAUAUAUUGUACGUAGACAUUUUAAAUAAAGUUUUGUGACGAAUAGCUCGGCUGGCUUUUCAAUCGCAUCGUCGUCGGAGAAGAAAGUGACUUGUGAAAUAAAUAUGUUUUGAUGUGUUUGUUUA